Messenger RNA from Clunio marinus, 258 nucleotides. NCBI's taxonomy places the organism in Eukaryota, Metazoa, Arthropoda, Insecta, Diptera, Chironomidae. The record is from the annotation of a GenBank genome assembly.
AUGUCGGUCACUUCUGAUGGAAACAAGAACUUUCAUAGUUUUGUUCAAAGAUUUUGUCGAGCUGAUCAAUUCACAAUCUCAGCUGGUUUGUUUUUAUCUCGUUUUCACUUCAUUUUUUGUGUAGAUUUUAGGGUCCUUGAUCACUCAAAUAUCGAUAAACAAUCAGAUGGAAUGAGUGUUAUUUUCAAAGACUUAUGUCGAAAAAGAUUUUCCGAUAUGGGAAAAAUUACUUUUCUUUAUUUACAAAAGCAUCAGUAA